GUCCACACGAAACACUGGCCUCUCACGUGUCUUUCAGGAAACACAGACCUUGAGGGAUAAAAGAAGCCAAGAAGAGGUUGGGGAAAAAGUAAGAAUAAGUAAGCGAAUAAAUCUUCCCCCGGAGACUGAGGGCGCGCAAAGGCUGAGACCGGCUGGAGGGAACACGCAGAGCAUCUGGCGGGCACCGACGUCUGAGAACAGGCCUGGAAGCUGCUCGGUUCGUCGUGAGAGCGUGCUGCCCGUGGGGCCAACACUGUGGAGCCCUCCCAGUGGAUUUGCUCCCCUGGUUCGGGUGGGGAGGGAAAGAAUAGAGCGCAAAUGAGAAAAGCAGGCAAGGAAGGAAACUCUGGAGGAGCCACAGGUGGGAUCAGGUUAGACUCCGAGAUUCGCGGGCUCUGGGCGGGCCGCAUCUGCGAGCCCUCCGAGACGCCGUAGACCCCGCCCCCUCCGGCGCGGGGCGCCCAUGAUGCUAGGCGCGCGAGCGGCUCUUCUUACAGAGGUCGCUCUUGUCCGAACGGUCGGCCUCUGCUGCGCCUGCGUGGUCGGGAGGGGAAGUGAGGCGGUUUCCUCGGCGCCUUUUCCGGCAGCGGCGGCGGCAGAACUGCGAGGAGGAGGUGGAGGCCGGAGGGAGCCCGCGCUCGGGGCGGCGGCUGGAGGCAGCGCACCGAGUUACUGCGAGGAUCAAUGACCUGACGGGGCGCCGGAGCCGCGCUGCCUUUCGGGUGUCCUGGGUCGGUGGUGAGCCGGAGUUCGCGGACCGGCGGACGGGCCGGAGGGCCGCAGUGUCCCGCGGCGGGGUGAAGAAGAAGGUGGAGAAGCGGGAACCGCGGCGGCGUUCGCGCGGCGCCUGCGGGGGGAAGGGCAGUUCCGGGCCGGGCCGCGCCUCAGCAGGGCGGCGGCUCUCCCGGCGCAGACUCAGGGCCCCGGCGGCAGCGGCGACUGGAGGAAUCAAGUUGUGCGGUCAGUGAUGCCCGAGUGAGCGGCCGGCCCGGGACUCUGCCCCUGAGAGGCAACUCCCACGCAGGCCGCACGGGCGCCCUCGCGGCAGGGAGGCUUCGUUUCGGUUUCGCGGCGGCGGCGGCGUUGUUGCCUGAGGGGAACCGGGACACCUGAAUGCCCUCGGCCCCGGCUACUCCGACGCGAUGGGGAAGGUGCUAUCCAAAAUCUUCGGGAACAAGGAAAUGCGGAUCCUCAUGUUGGGCCUGGACGCGGCCGGCAAGACAACAAUCCUGUACAAGUUGAAGCUGGGCCAGUCGGUGACCACCAUUCCCACCGUGGGUUUCAACGUGGAGACGGUGACUUACGAAAACGUCAAGUUCAACGUGUGGGAUGUGGGCGGCCAGGACAAGAUCCGGCCGCUCUGGCGGCAUUACUACACCGGGACCCAGGGUCUGAUCUUCGUAGUGGACUGUGCCGACCGCGACCGCAUCGACGAGGCCCGCCAGGAGCUGCACCGCAUUAUCAAUGACCGGGAGAUGAGGGACGCCAUAAUCCUCAUCUUCGCCAACAAGCAGGACCUGCCUGAUGCCAUGAAACCCCACGAGAUCCAGGAGAAACUGGGCCUGACCCGGAUUCGGGACAGGAACUGGUAUGUGCAGCCCUCCUGUGCCACCUCAGGGGAUGGACUCUAUGAGGGGCUCACAUGGUUAACCUCUAACUACAAAUCCUAAUGAGCAUUCUCCACCCAUCCCCUGGAAGGAGAGAAAUCAAAAACCCAUUCAUAGGAUUAUCGCCACCAUCACCUCUUUGAAUUGCCACUUUUCUCUUUUGAAUUUGAACUCUGGAGUUACUGUUCUACGGUUUGGGGGAUGGCUGGGGGUUUUCUUUUUUGUUUCUUUUUCCCUUUUUUUUUUUCCUUUGCGUUAGGAUGCUCUGAUCUGACAUUUGACAUGAACACGAAAUGCUAGAUGCUCUUGUUAACUUCCAGCAAAUGGGAUGGGGGAAAUAUAGCAGUUCUUGGUAAAGUCCUUUGUAAUAAUGGUUUGAUUUUUUUUUUUUUUAUUUUGAGAAAAUCUUUUUUUCCCCAAUGUAUGAUGCUUUUUCCUUUUUGCCCAGUUUUCUUAUCACUUGCUGUAGAUGGCUUAUUUUGCAUUCAUGCAGACUGUGUUGCAAGUCUGUUUCAUCUAGUAAACUGAAAAUUAUUGCUUAAUCAAACUGCCGUUUGUCUUUUAUGUUUAAGGCCUUUCCUCCCUCCCUUAUGAGUUCUAACUUUAACUUAGUAAUUUCAAAUGUGACCUUUUAUAUCUAAGACCAGUACAGUAAACUCAGCCCACAGUGGCAAAUAAUGAGUAACAUCAUUGUAAUAUGUUCCAGUUGCACAUCAGUAUGUUAAACAGGUAACGUAAGAAGUUCUUUACAAUGUCAGCAAUUAAGUUCUGAAACGUACAUCGUGCAUGAGUAGGAAUAAAACCCAAGUUCCCCCAACAUAGCUAACUUACGCUGCAUAAAAAUUUGAAAGUGUAACCCAUCAAGGACAUAGAUUUUUUUUUUUCACUGCAAAGUUAGUCUGCUGUUUUUCCUUCUUUUUUAACUUUAAAAAUAGACUCUUUCCAGAAAUUGGAGCAAUAAUGGUGUAUGCCACACACAAAUAAAAUGUUUGUAGAUAUUUUAAGUGACUUUUGGGCAAAACUGGAAUGUAUACUUUUACCUUGUUUCAAAUGUCUAAGACCAGUAGUUUUAAAAUUACUAAACCAUUUACUUUGUUAAUAAAGCAUUAGCAUUUAACAAUUCAAAUUAUAUGCACCUUUAACCUAGUUGAAAAAAUACACAUUUCCUGUUUUCACAGCAACUGAUUAAGCUGAAGAUCCAAGUCAUUUUUCAUAGAUGAGUGAUCCACAUCUCCAUUAAUUAGAACACUGGAAAAGAUGUUUUAUAAAAGAGAUAUUUAAUUUUGUUUAUAGGAUUAACUCAUGCAAAUAGAUACCUGUUGGUUCA
This is a messenger RNA of Propithecus coquereli (Coquerel's sifaka), 2934 nucleotides long. RefSeq names its product ADP-ribosylation factor 6 (gene ARF6). The transcript is spliced from 2 exons. Bases 1143 to 1670 code for a protein of 175 amino acids. Gene Ontology annotation, molecular function: GTP binding; GTPase activity. The record is from RefSeq and is a predicted model, not a curated record. Lineage: Eukaryota; Metazoa; Chordata; Mammalia; Primates; Indriidae. Gene Ontology annotation, cellular component: cytoplasm. Gene Ontology annotation, biological process: vesicle-mediated transport; intracellular protein transport.